Molecule: messenger RNA, 1916 nt
Organism: Zophobas morio
Lineage: Eukaryota; Metazoa; Arthropoda; Insecta; Coleoptera; Tenebrionidae
Product: zinc finger protein 208-like
Exons: 2
Coding region: 64-1881 (605 amino acids)
Biological process (GO): regulation of transcription by RNA polymerase II
Molecular function (GO): RNA polymerase II transcription regulatory region sequence-specific DNA binding; DNA-binding transcription factor activity, RNA polymerase II-specific
Source: RefSeq, a predicted model, not a curated record
CGUCAAGUUUGACGUAAGACUGUUAGGUUAGUUUUGCAAGCAUUUCAACUCGAUUUAGGCAUAAUGUCAACUUUGGAGUACUCCGAAGCUGAGGAAACUUGCAGAAAAUCACCACCAAAAAACGUCCACAACUGCCAACAGUGUCCCUAUUUUACAACUUCGUUCUUCUUUAUGGCGAACCACUUGAGACGCCACCGUUUCCCUUUGGAAAAAUUCACUUGCGACAACGCCAAAACCGAACUGUAUCACUGUAAAGACUGCGAUUUUAAAACCGACCUAACGCUCGAGUUCAAACAACACCUUAAUAAAAGUCACGGCUUUAAAAGCGAAUUGAGUGAGGACUUCAUGAUACGAAAUUACGUUUGCGACAAGUGCGACUUCGACACAAACUUCUUGUUAACGUGGCUUCAGCACUCUUUAGUUUGUACAGAGAAGAAAAAAUGGUACAAGUGUGACAACUGUCCUUACAAAACCAAAACGAAAAACUGGCUGAAAAAACACGUAUAUAAUUUACACUUGAGCGACGAAGACGUUAAGUGGCACCAAUGCGAUGAGUGUCCGUUCAAAACUAAGUACAAAAGGUCGUUGAAGGUGCACAUAAUCAGACGACAUUCAACCGAGGACAAAAUAAAGUGGUACGAAUGUGACAAGUGUCAAUUCAGAACUAAACAAGGCUGGAAUUUAAAAAGACACAUAAAACGUCGACAUUUGAACAGCGACAAAGUGAAGUGGCACGAAUGCGUCAAUUGCCCGUUCAAAACCGAACGACUGUCGAGUUUGAUAAGUCACAUGACGUAUCGGCAUGUGGGUGAAGACAACGUUAAGUGGUACGAAUGCGAACAGUGCCCGUUCAGGACUAAAUUUAGCUCGACGUUGAAGACGCACAUGAAGUUUAGGCAUUCGGAGAAGUCGAAUUGGUACGAAAGUGCGAAGGGGAUAAAAAUGAAUUCGGACACCGGAUUAUAUCAGUGUAAAUAUUGUCCAUACAUGGCGAAAUACAGCUACUAUGUGAAAAAUCAUACGAACAACCGCCACUUGGAAGCUCGGGAUGUUAAAUGGAACACAUGUGACCAGUGUCAAUUUCAAACUAAAUAUAAACACGUGCUGAAAGUGCACGUAAAUUGUAUACAUUUAGAUGAAGGAGACGCGGAAUGGUACGAGUGUGACGAAUGCCAGUUUAAAACCCGGAUAAAAAACACUUUGAAGAAACACAUUUAUGCGAUACACUUGAGGGAGGAAGAUGUUAAGUGGUACAAAUGUGAUCAGUGUGAAUAUAAAAGUAGGUACGUAAGGAAUUUAGGAAAUCAUAUUCGACAGACCCAUUUAGAUGAACAAGAAGGUCAGUGGUACAAGUGCGACCAUUGCCCAUUUAAAUCCAGAUUAAAAGGUAGUUUAACCGCCCACGUAAAGUAUUUACACUUGAACGAUGAAGACUCUAAAUGGUACGAAUGCGAUCAAUGCCCAUUCAAAACCAAGUACAAAGACUCGUUGAAGCUGCACAAAGCCAAACACUUAGACGAAGAAAAUAGUAGGUGGUACGAGUGUGGGAAUUGCCCAUUUAAAACUAAAGUUUUAUCGGUUUUUAAAAAACAUGUGGAUUGUCCAGGAAUUAGGUGGUACGAAUGCAAGGAGUGUCCCUACACAACUAAAUAUAAUUCGUAUUUAAAAGACCACGUGAAUAUUAAUCAUACACAGAAACCCGAGUGCUACGAAUGUGCCAACUGUUUGUAUAAAACUAACAGGAAAACUAAUAUAAAAAGACAUGUAAAAACCCAUCUCAAUGUGAAAUUGUAUCAGUGCGAUUUUUGUCCAUAUAAGGCGAAAUCCAAUGGUAAUUUAAAGCGCCAUUUAAUUAACCGCCAUCUGGAUAAUAAUAAAUAAAGAUAAAAAUGACAUGUGUAGCAUUUACUAUUAUC